Messenger RNA from Hirsutella rhossiliensis, 2415 nucleotides. RefSeq names its product COG4 transport protein. The record is from RefSeq and is a predicted model, not a curated record. Lineage: Eukaryota; Fungi; Ascomycota; Sordariomycetes; Hypocreales; Ophiocordycipitaceae. The coding region runs from base 1 to 2415 and encodes 804 amino acids. The transcript is spliced from 2 exons.
AUGUCUACACUCCAGAACGGCGUUGCCAGUCGCUCCCACACCCGAGAAGGCGGCGUGAAAAAGGCGACGGCCCCGAGCGUCCACGAUGCCAGCAACGAGGCCGAGAUGCGCGCGGCGCUGGCCGCGCUGCACGAGCGAGAGUCGGCGACACAAUCUCGGCUCGGCGCCCUAGUCGCUUCGCAGCCGGACCUCUCGCGAGACCUGGGCCGCCUGGACAUGCUGCGGGCGGGAUUGGGCGCGCAGGUCAUCGCCGCCCGGUCCAUUGGCAACGAGAUGCUGUCGUCGGCGGCCGAGACAGCCGGGCGCCUCAGCAACCGAGUCAAGGAGUUGGACCUGGAGAAGAGCAGAGUGGGGGAAACUUUGGGCGUCGUCGAGCAGGUCGCAGAGCUCAAGGCGUGCGUCAACGGCGUCGUUGGAUCCAUGGGGGCCCCCCAGGACUGGGAGGCGGCGGCCGGCUACCUGUCCCGGGCCAGCAAGAUCCCCGAGGAGAUUGCCAGAGGUGCCUUUGCGGCCAGCAUCGUGCCCAGCGUCGAGGUCCCGGACGCGCCAUGGGUGACCCUUGAGGGCGCCAGGGAGAGCCUGUGCGGCCUCUUUCUGCGCGAGUUUGAAAAGGCGGCCGAUGACGGAGACGGCGCAAAAGUGACACGCUUCUUCAAGCUCUUCCCUCUCAUCGGGAGGGCCGACGUCGGACUGGACGUCUACGGCAGAUAUGUCUGCCAGGGAGUGGCGGGGACGGCACGGGCGACGCUCAAGGACGGCGCCGGGGGCCAGACGCGCAAGGAAGGCUUCUUCUACGCCAACGCCCUGACCAAGCUCUUUGAGCACAUUGCGCAGAUUGUCGAGGGCCACGGGGCCUUGAUCGAACGGCACUACGGCGCCGGCAAAAUGGUGCGCGUCAUUGAGAGGCUGCAAGCCGAGGCGGACGUCCAGGGUGGCAUCAUCCUCGACACGUGGAGCGACGAGCGCGGCGUCGACCGCAAACUGACCGACGUCAAAAGCUACCCCUUUUCCUUUCUGGUCCAAAGCUUCCUGCCUCAACCGCCUCGAGGGGGACCGCCUCGAGGGGGCUCUCCCGCGGUGGGAGCCGGGAGCAACGCCCGGAACAGCGAGGACGAAGGCGUCAACAUGAAGGAGGUAGACGGCUUGCUUAGCGAGAUUGCCGUCAUGCUCGGACGGUGGUCCCUGUACACGCGCUUCCUCUCGGCCAAGUGCAUGGACCCGGAUAGCGGAGACAAUGCUCUGGUCAUUGCCGAUCUACUCGUCAAGUCGAACCUGUACCGCAAAGUAUCCAACAAGCUGACAGCCCCCCACAACGCCAUGACAACGUUUUUCUUUCGCCGAUCGGUGGAAAAGGCGUUUCAGCUCGACGAGUAUCCCAGAGGGCUCUCUCUCAGCAUGAACCGGCAGCUCGAGGGAAACGCGCCGUACAUCAUUCUGGCCGUGGACGAUGUCAUGUACAUUGUUGACACGGUGAUCCAGAGAUCCCUGUCAACGUCGCAGAGGGACGUCAUUGCCUCGGUCGUGCCCACCAUCGGUCGGGUAUUGGGCUCCGACUUUGUCGGCAUGAUACAACGCAAGAUGCGGGAUGAGUCGUACCCCAAGCCCGUGAUACAAGGAGGGUUUCCGCCAGAGGACAAGAUCAUCCAAUUCAUUGUCCUCAUCAACAGCCUCGAUAUGGCCAACGAGUACCUGAGCAGGAUCAUGGCCGGCCGAAUAAGCGUCGAUGAACAUGGCCCGUCGAAUCGAGUGACGCUACAAGGCCCGCUCAAAAACUCGUUUCCCUUUGACCGGGACGUUGCCUUUGUGGCCAAUGCCCUGCACACGCUGGAGACGACCCUGAUCACAAAGUCAAGCGAGCUGCUGAACGAGGGCAUCCAAGUGCUCUUCAACCAAGUCGUCAAGCUCCGGCUGCGGCCCGUGCUGAGCGAUACAUUCCGCGACGCCGACUACACGCUGAGCGAGGAGGACGUGGCCGAGAUUGCGCAGCAGAACGAGGAGUCUGAGGAGCAAGUCGUGGACCAGGUCUGCCGGCGAUUCGAGCACGGCUGGGACCACCUGAUGAAACCGAUUGCGCGGCUGAUGACCGCCAAGACUUACAGUAGCCUGCUGGACAUGACGGCGCGGCAUCUGUCGAGGGUGCUGGAGAAGAGGGUGCUGAGCUACGGCGGGCGCAUGACGGCUUUUGGUGCGAUGCGGUCUGAGCGAGACGUGACGGGCAUCGUGGACACGGUGUCGAGGGGCGACUACGGCGUCCGAGACGCUUUUGCCAGGGUGACGCAGCUGCUCAUGGUGGCCAACAUGGAGGAGGACGAGUGGGAGGAGGAGCUGCUGCUCGAGGAGGGAGAAGGCGACGGGAUCGAGUGGAUCCUGACGGACGAGGAACGGAGACGGGCGCGGAAUCUUGUGGCGGGAUGA